This is a messenger RNA of Carassius auratus (goldfish), 3293 nucleotides long. RefSeq names its product serine/arginine repetitive matrix protein 2-like. The record is from RefSeq and is a predicted model, not a curated record. NCBI's taxonomy places the organism in Eukaryota, Metazoa, Chordata, Actinopteri, Cypriniformes, Cyprinidae. The transcript has 5 exons. Bases 724 to 2571 code for a protein of 615 amino acids.
GUCUCCGUUGAAUCCAAUGGGGUUGCUGUGUCCAUUUCUGUUUUACUGUCUAUGGUAAUAAGAGGAUAUCAAAGAACAUUAAUGAUAAAACACGGAUAUUUUCCACAUCGGAAGAAGUAGUAUAGGUUUUUUGUUCGAGAUGAGUAAUCGAGAGGCUCGUGGAGUGUCAUCAACAUCAGCCUGAGGGAAGUUUGUAACUAAUAUAAUAAAUAGAAACAUCGAGAUGUAAGUGUUAUUCCUGUGCAGAACGCAUCGGUUGGGUCUUUAUUUAGAUUGGUCAGUGUUUGUCUUGUAUAGGUUUGUUAUUUACAUGUCUGCAGAGCACUUAUGAGAGAGAGACUGUGUGAGUGAGUGUUAAAAGAAAAGAAGAAAUCUGAUUGGUUAGCUGUGUUCCGUCCACCAAUCAGGAUGACUCAGAUGUGCUGUCAGUGGUGACACGCUACUGUGAUGUCAGCAGAGGGGGUGUGGCUUUGAGGACGACUCCCUCUGCAUCUUGAGUCCCUUCUGUGUCCUGUACCUGUGUGACGGAGACCACGACCAAAGAUCGGACAGUCAGGGUGACGGAUCAGUGUCAUCAUCCUUCAUCCUGCUUCAUCAUCCUUCAUCCUCUUUCAUCAUCCUUCAUCCGGCUGCAGAAUGACCCGCUUGGAUCCGCCUCUGAACCGGGCGAGCCCCCGUGACUGGACCGAGGUGUCUCAGAAGUGAAGUUUUUCUCACGGCAUCAUGAAGGAACAGAGGGAACAGGACAGUGGAUAUUUCUCUUUGGGGAGGUCUGCGGUCAGGAGAGCUUUCCCUGAUCAAAGCCCUUCUGCUCCCUAUCGGCAUUUAGAGAGAGGGCAUCCCCUGCCUAGCAACAAAAGUCCCGAACCCAAAGCCACCAUUCCAUUUCGGAACCCGGAUCUGGGCGUCCCUUCAGAAAGGAGAACCUCUGAGUUUCAGAAUGCAGCGCAGCUUGCGAAAAACAAUCCUCCGCAGUAUCCUCCAGAAGAGCUGGAUCUAAGCCUGGAGGAUAAGGCCCUCGCAGGACCCCGGGCCCUGAGUUACACACCUAUCAACCAAGAUGAAUCUUUCUGGGCCUCCAGUCGAAAAGAUGGACGAAAUGCCCACACGUCUCCCUUGUGGCAAUCGGGAACGCUCAACUCUUCCCAAAGAGGUUCUGGCCUCUCCCGUUCCUCCUCUCCCUCUCGUAGUACCUCUGUGUUCAGACGGGGCGAGUCCGAUCAGGAUCAAGCAUCGGUCAGCCUGGCACACAACAGAUACUCUGGAAACCUCCGAUCAUUUGCAAGCACUGUGGGCAGCAUCAGUAGCAUCAAUAAGUCUCAGUCGUACAUGGAUCUGAGAGGCACUUUACAGGAACCCGAGACCAACAGCUCCUUCAUUGGGUCUACAGAGAACCAUGGGAGCUCGUCCCCUUCCAGACGGAGUUAUGACAGUCCUGCUGUUAGGAAAACUGAAGCUAAAAGCCCUUCCUAUGAGCAUGGUCAUGACAGAGAGGGUCUCUCUUCCUCCUCCUUGAAGAGCCGCUAUGAUUCCAGAAGCCAGUCCCAUGUGGGGAGGCUGGAGACCAAUGUCUCAUCAAAUCAGACUCAAGAGAGUCGACGAAGUGCGUCUCCAGUCAGAAAGGGCUAUGGAGCACCAAACCAAUCAGAUAGACAAUCCAUAUCUAAUGGAUGGAGUUAUGACAGAAAAAGCCCCUCCCCAUCCAGAAGAAGCUAUGAAAUGCAAAGCCAAGCCACAGUGAAGAAACCAGAGGCCAGGAGCUCCCUUCACAGCUACAGCCGAGACAGCCGACACUCUUCCCCAAAUAGAGGACCUCACCAAAACCCUGGUCCAUCAUCCCUUCAUAAGUCCAAAACAAGCCCGUCAUCAUACAACCGUGGUCCAGAGAGCUGCAGUCCCUCCCCCUUAGCUCAGAGCCAAUCUCCUCCUCGCAAGUCAGAGAGUGGGUGGAGCUCCACUGUGUCCGCAUUGAUGCGUGAGAUUGCAGACCACGCCUCUUUGAGGAACACUAUGAGUGACAGAACUGGCUCCACCUCUUAUCUUAGAAAAACCCUUAGUGGCCAAUCACAGCAGGAAUCAAACCCUUCAUCAGGCCGCUGGAGAGGCUCCUCCCACUCCCUCCACAGCCAAUCAGUCUCAAAUAACUGCUUCCCAUCACACCACAGCAGAGAAGAGAAACAAAUCAGCUCCUUUACCAGAUCUGCCUCUGAUUCCAGGGAAACACCUCAAGACAGAAACAAGGGGAGCAGCGUUAGACAGAACCCAGAGGUAAAAAGCUCCAUGUCCAACCACCUACGAGCACAGAGACCACACAGAAGCUCCUCCCCUCCGGUCCAAAGACACACCUCCUCUCACAGCUCUGUGGACUCUGAGUCAGGUCAUCUCUCAGCCGGGUCACUGGGUCACGACCCGAGGGAAGAUUCCAUGAUGACUGACCUGCCCAAGGUCAAAGCGGUCUUCCAGAGGGAGGAUCCGAGUCACCUGAGGAAGACUGAGAGCAGACAGAAACAAGAACUUCCCCGCUACAAACCGGCAAGUCACUCCCAGAGUAAAGCUCCUCACUGGGAAUGAGACAAACCAGAGGAUGGAAGAGACAGUGGUACACUAUCAAGGGCUCACUCGUCCAGCUCCCUACACACACAGAGAGCCAGCAGUCAGACUCGGUGCAGCAGAUCAUCAGGACUGAAGCAGGUGAUGUAAUGCCUCUGUCUGCAUGUGGAGGCGCUGUGGGCUGAGUGUGGCUCACUGCAGCGAGGAACGGACUGAUGAAGAACCAACAUAACAGGCACGUCAUGACCUCAUGACACGCACCUUUAAAGAGACCAUUCACUCAUAGUUAAAUCUCUCGACUACAUCUACUCACCAAAUUGAUGUACCAAACCAUGACUUUCUUUCUUCCACACAGCACAAAAGGAGAUUUUAGGCCGAAUGACAGCUGUAUAGGGAUGAGUAUCAAUCCUCACAUAAACAUCAAACUUAAAGUGCAUUGUUAAUUAUUCAUUUUAUUAACUUAGCAAGGAAUUUGGUGCAUCAGAUAAGUUUCUAAGUAGAAAGAUAGACGUAAUAUUAGCGAAUAAUUGUGUAGGACUGAACUAUUUCUCCUGGCAGACAGCAUUCAUUCACAGUGCAGUGUUGGUUAUCACGGUUAGAGACUUUAUAUUGGGUCAGAUAUACUGAGCAGUAUAGUGUACAUGUAAUAUUUAUUUUAAUUAGGCUGUGCUAGGAAAGUUAUUUAAACUGGUUGUUAAAAGCUGUGUUCUGUAAUUGCUGUUAAUAAAUCUAUCAGAAAAACA